CAAUGAUUGGACGAACACCAGCACAUUUACUCAAGCGCCGAGAUGUAGCAUGGCGACUAUCAAACAUGUGGGCGGAGUCUGUCGCAUGCCGUAACGCGGACUGGAAUUUGACUAUCAAUGCCAGCCGUCGAUAGCCUCGCGUUUUCUGUUCGAAUGGAAACGCCAAUCACUAGAGAUCGGUCUGCAUCACCUGUCACCCAGAGGAAAGUGAAUGUUGGCGACCGUCCUGUCCCGUCUUGUACACAUAAGUAUCAGGCGGACCAGAUAAGUGUCUUCGAUCGUAUCCAAGACUUGUUCUUGAUUUAGCCUACGCGUUUCGACAUGUAAAAACCAUGGCUGCAUUGGUUAUUCUUUAGUCUCACCAUUUGGGUUCUGAAAUGAGCAGUGUUUAGUAAUAUGGUGCUGAAAGUGGGGUUUUGGUCACCUUGUACUUUGUGCAUGGUAUCAUGGUGUCAGGCUGGGAAUGAGGUAGCAGAUCAGGUAUUCAUGCACGGUCAAACCGCCGAUGUCUGAGACUGAGACUGUGCCACGUCUUUCACCAUUUUCAAUCUGAAACUCCGUGAGCUGCGCCUCGUCUGGCCACCGGAGACCACCAAAGACUAGCUGCUUGCAUCCUUGGCCUUCGACAAAGUCUUGUGACCUUAAAAUCACCGACAUCAGAGACGACCUUUAUGUGCAUUUAUCUGACUGUUCACCACUACAGAAGAGAUAACCCCUUGUCAUGGGUCCCACUGGUGGAUUUUGUCAUCUUAUGGAGAGAAGUUCAUCUGUAGGAGGCAGCUGCGUAUUGAUCCUCCCCUGCGACUGUAACGCGGCAACGUGAGGACUGCCAUGGCCACAAGCGAAUUGGGCGGAGAGCAGCUCAGACCAGAUUCGGACAAUCUUCUUUUUUUUGCGGCUGCACAUGUUUGCGGCCUCUCAACAUCGUGAGAGAAAUCGUCACUCCAACUGACCUCAUUAUGGGGUCAGGGUUCAGUGCGUGCACUAGUCCGACCAGCGUGAGGGUGUCGGACAGCACUCUGACAACAGGCUUGGACAAAAACAAGUCUGUUGAACAUGCGCACUCGGACUCGUGCGACUCGGGUAUAUCAGUGACUGAACGACACCGACAGAGCAGCUGUCGCUCGGCACGAACGCGGGGUGGCACGGGGCUGCAGGUCGCCUCGGUGCGCUGCCACGAGGAAGAGGAAGGAGAGGAAGGGGUUCCAGGCACCGAAAUCGGGGUGAGCACGGACUCGAUGUGGAACAGCACCCCGCGUCCAGCGGGGGUGCAGCCGGUCCGAAAAGCAGCGGCAGUCAAGAACCUAGACAAGGAUCGUCCGCUAAGGCACAACCCUCACUCCGCGCCAAACCUUCUAGAACACGCCAUCAACGAAGAGGCUGAGGAAGAGCCGGAAGACAAGCGGCUGAAGAGACCUCCCCGGCCCAAGAGUGCGCACUUCCGCAAGUCACGUGCUCAGCUGCGCGCACGCACAGCCAAGUCACGGCAGGCAGCGAGAACGAGCAGAAAGGACGGUGGCGACAAUUCGUUCGAUGACUCUUCCAGCGAGGAGAACUACGAUGAUGACGAUUAUGACGACGACUUCGACUCGGAUGUGUUGUCUAUCCCAGACGAAACAGUGCUGACGGCAAUCGGUCCCAAACCUGUCGCCACCGUCAAGCUGGGACCCCAGUUUCAUUCUCGUCAAGCAGAGCGCAGCCUCGUCUCUACUCCUAUCGCCUCGUCGCUACCCAACGCCGACCUCUUCAAGGCCAGGACCAGCGCCAUCGCAAACCACGCCAACGACGACUACUACGACGAUGAUGAAAUGGAUUGGUGGAGGGACGACGGAGGCAACAGCACCACUAGGCUUGACGGAAGCGACACGGCGCGCAGCUUGCAGCAGCGCCACCAUGCGGGGAGCGUCAGUUCGACACCCAGCUGGCGCGAGGGACGUGUCUCAAAAAAAGCAAGUGAACGCUCUAUCUCCAGCAUCUUGCUGACCACGGUGGUGGAGCCGGACUGUCCUUCUCCCUUUCCCGCCUCUACUAACCCAGCAUGCUUUGCUGUCACUAAUCCCGAAAUAACACAACACAUCGUAAAGAGUCUGCGCGAAAUGGAGGAAGAACUCACAGUUGCCACUUUAACACUCGCUGCACGUGACAGGGCUACGCUUAACGACUAUGUCCAGGCUGUUGCCUCACUUACCCCUCGCGCCAUGCGCCUGCUGGGAGACUUCAAAAUGACUACCGGAGAAGUCCUAGGGCGACUUCCGGCUGAGUGCAAAACUUUAAGAGAGCUCGAAGAAGGCUUAGCAAGGCGAUUGAUGACAUUAAACUCAACCACAACUGGUUCCUUGGGGUUGUCUCCAUUGCUGAUUCACCAUCUUCAGAACAUUGAAGAGCUCUGCAAAAAGGAGGCAACCGUGCAUCCUCGAACCCUCCUUGUACAGACCCAGACACGACGAAAGCAAGGAGGACUUGCAAACGGAUCGGAAGCAGAGGAUGAGGACGACUUCAUGGAAGAUAUUCCACAUAGUACCACAGUGUCCAGCAACAUGAGCUCGGCGCGCCCCCGUAAGAGCGCCAGACGUCACUCUGGAGUCCAGUCUCUCCCCAGCACCAAAGUGCCAGGAGUAGUAAAGCCAAACAGUGAUGAGACGUCCUAUACAAAACUGACAACUUCCAACGCCAACGGCAACCACAGCGGCAACAGUGUGGUUAAGAAGCGCCCAGACAGCGGAAUCGUAGUCACCUCCUGCUCUGCAAGCAAUUCCAGCUCCGAGGUCAUGCGCGAACCAGACUCCGAUCUCGCUGACCAGACCGAGUGGAUCGCCACCUCCCUAGAGAUGCUGGAACAGAUUCUGCAGGUGCGAACGGAGAGUCAUGAAACAAUUAAAAGUCUGGUAGAUGCCAUUACUGCCGGAAGUACUUCAGACAAACUGAAAGCGCAUGCGUUGUACCGCUGGGUGGCGAGUCAGAGUAUGGCAUACUACAAGAAGUGCACUAGCGCUAAGCUUAACUCACCGACAGGAAAGCUCCGCCAGCUGGCAGAAAGGAAGAUUUCUUAUGCAACACUGUAUCAAGAAAUGGCCAGAGCCGGUGGCUUGAAGUGCGAGAAGAUCGAGGGCUACGCCAAGGGGCCUGACUACAGACCCGGCACGACCCUGACCGGUAGUAACGCAAGCACCUUCAGGCACUCAUGGAACGCCGUUCUUCUUAACGGCCACUACCACUUCGUGGACGCCGGUUUCGGCGCUCUGCCGUGCAAGUUCUUCGUGGAGCACUACUUCCUGACGCCUCCCGAUGAGAUGCGCCUUUCACACUUCCCGCACGAGAAGCGAUGGCUACUGAUGACGCAGCAGCACCUGGCGCUGCCCGACUUUGAGGGAACACUUAAGACCUGGCCCACCAUGUUCGCUUUCAACAUUCGGCCGCUCAACAUGCAGUCCGUGCUACGCUCCUACGACGGCCGCCUAAGCAUCACCGUGCUGCUGCGCAACGUGGCGGUGUCGCCUCAGCUGGAGUACGUUGGUCCAGGCCACCCACAGGACGCCGAAGCUCUUGCCUUCAACAUCGACCAGGAGAUCCGCAACGUGGACAACGCCGAGACUUUCCAUCUCAACCUGGUCGAGGAAGGGACCUACUACUUCACGCUCAUGGUGCACGACCUGGAGGACGGAGAGGAUAUUCCGGCUUUCCAGUACCGGGUCGAGUACCGGGACGAGCUGCUGUAGCGACAACUCCAGCCUGACUGGAUAAUUUGGGCAAGCCUCUUGCACGUGUCUCGAAUGUGAAGCCUACUGCUCGCGAUGGAAAAAUUGAAGUGCUGCAUCAAGUUGGAGCAUGGAUGUGUUUUCCGGUUAACGCGCAUGAUCAUCAGAAUAAUAGUCUAGCAAGCGUGUACUGAGAAGAACGAAACGCAUCCACCCUCCUUUCAAACAAAUGAUGUUGAUCAUCUUUAAACCCGAGACAAGAGUUUGUCUACACAGCUUACAAGCACCUCUUCAACUCUUUUUUUUUUUUGGGGGGGGGGAACAUUCAUAAUCAGACAUGUUAACAAUUAAUCUCUCUCUCUCUCCUUUUUGUUAUGGAAUUUUUUAUGGCUUUAGUGUAUAUACAAAUCAGAAAUGAAAAACUGAAGAUAAAUUAGUAACGAAAACCCGGAUCUGUACGCCCAUACGCGUCUGCAUCACAACAUCUCAAGAAAAACGGCGCAGCGCUAAUAAUGAAUCUCAUUGGUAUGGACAUAAAUUUUGAAAAGAAAUCUCACGUAAUCCCGACAGGAGAAUACACUUGUACGUAUGAGCUACUUAGAGUGGAUCAAAGCAGUAAAUUCUUCUCAGAAUAUCCCUUUCAAAAGCCCUUUCAAGCAGACACUAAAUGAAGCUUGAUGAGAGUAUGCAGUGGAUUAGUUUUCACGUAAACACAGAACAGGCACCAGGAGAGCGAGCGGGAAGUCCAGACCAUAAACAUAACGAACUUCGAGAGAUGCUGACGUGAUCAAGGGGUGCAAUCCCCUGUAGUUGCGCAGUUAUCUACCCAUGAUAAAUUUCGCUUCCUAUACUGUGAGCUUAUACCAUAAAACAAACAAUAUAGUCUGUUCAGACUUGGAAAAGAAAUUGAUUUAGCUAUGGUGAAAAUCCCUAAAAUAAUUAUAACAACGUAGCAAAGCGUUCUUAUCGCGAACUACAACGUUCCCUGGUGGCGACUUACUUUCCCACCACCGAACGAACUCUUUUAAGAGAAAUAUAGUGCUAAGAGAGUGGAUUAUCCUGUUAUCCACACUUCAUGCUUUCCAUAUGAAGCCACUUUCUCAAAGUUUCUUUCAUUCGCUGGAGGAUUGCCAAACAUCGUUAACAACUGCAGACCAUUGAUUUAAAGCCUAUUAUAGUGUCAAUGGUAAUGGUACCUACAGCUUGCCAACUGAAAUUUACCACAAGUAUCUACAACAAGGAUACGGGGUGAUGUUUCCAGACAGAAUAAACUUUGGUUAGUGAAUUAAUAUGCCACCGUGUUAUUGUGUUUUCAUAGUAAAGUAUGACUUUUGUGUAGGUGAGGUUUUAAUAACUAGAUACACGUGAAGAGGCAAGUUGAAAGAAAAAAAUUAUAUUUAUUGGUACAAAACAUGAUCGUCUUCUAUUUGAUUUAGUCUGAAUUUUAUUUUUCAGCGCUUAGGUCUUUGAGGUAGGCUAUUAUUAUUAUUGGGGUUGUUUGUUGCUGAAGAUUACGCAUAUAUUAUUACGAGAAGUACGUGUAGAAUAUGAGUGCCUGUUGAUAUUCCUGCUGCAUUUUGAAUAUGUAACGUUGUUCAAGCUUUAUUUCCGAAGCAAAAAACCACUUUUAAAAUAUGGUACUUAGAGACAUUUAAAAUGAUAUUGCUGAGAGUCACACAAAAAUUACAGGAAAACACAAACUGUGAUGGACGAGGAGUGCUUUUUAAUUGUUAAAACUUGAGUUGUUUAACUGUAUUUUUUAAAUCAGCGAUUACUAAUGCUGAAACUGAUAAGAGUCAGCACUAAUAACCUUUUCUUUCACAGUCAAGUCCUCGGAACACUUCCUGACUACACAUGCAGGCAUUUCUUACACCACUUUACCAACUACCAAAUUCUAAAACUGUAGUAGCCAAAGGACACGCGUAUUGACGCUUUAAAGUAAGUUUUAAGUUUGAUCCACACACAAUAGUACACAUCUUAGCACCCAUAACAUACGUGACAUCACAUGUGUAGCGGUGAUGAUGAUCUUGAAACAUAUUUCUUUUGUGAAUGUCUGUGACACUUUUGUUUAGCUUAGCUGUUGUCUCGGAACGUAGCAGAAACAGACAGGAUUCCUAGAGUGUAGUUACAGCAACGUUGGUUUGCGUCAAAUAGUGCUUAGCUCGUACACACUAAUUAAGGAAACCAAUUUGCAUAUGGAACUGGAAAAAAUCGCAUAUGCUAUAAUCCUAAAUGCAGUGCUUAUUUUGUGAAUAGUGCUUUUGUGCUUAUUUUUAGCCAUUUUGCUAGCUAUAUAAAAUGAGUUUUGUCAGCAAUGUACAUGUGUAAUUACUUUCUGGCUUCCUGUUCGCUAUUUCGUAUAUAGGCAUUCUUUCUUUCCUAUGGUGCAAAAAUCCAUUGUUGUGAUACAUAUGUUAUUCUCUAAUCCGUCCGAAGUCUUCAAAAAACUGGCAAGCAGACCCACUUUUACUGUGGCUGGUCGAGUAUGAAAACCCUGUCUACACACUAAAACUCUUAUUUUUCCAUUAUAUCCUGGUCAUAUAGAAUAUUUAAGCUCUACAAUUGUUUCCGAUUCGAUUCUUGGAUAUAGUUGUUCCUACCCACUUGCCUUUCUGUAACCGUUAAAGCACUUUGUGAGAUCGAUCACCUGGUCAGUUUGUCUGUUAGAGUUGUCUGUCAUUUUUUUCAUGUUGUAAUGGCGGAUUUACCUUGCCCUUCAAAUCAUAACUGCUCCACAUGUAUUUUCAUUUUACUUCUUUGAAAGCACUCCCGUCCAUGGCCCAGAAGGUUCAUCCUCAUACUGUCAAAUAAAGAUUGUAAUUCCGUCCACGAAUCUCAAAGAUUUUAAAAAAUAUUUUGGGUCCAGUAAAUAUUCUGCUACAGUAAGGUGCUUUUAUGUAUGUAUUUUUUUUAAUUCGGAUAAUCUUCUUUGUAACAUAGCCUUGAGUCAAAUUGUGGCUAAUGUUACAACUCCGUCUGUGAUCAAUCCCCUUUAACGUUACCUAUCUCAGAAUAAGUGACCUGCUCGUCAGUCCGCUUAUACCUUGUUAUGUUAUCAUGAAUGUUCUGUCAGCGAAUGCCCCAGUGUUUGUUUCAAACCCCUCGGUUGUACGUGUAGUUUACUUGACGAUAAUCUCUCCAUGGACUUCGCCAUUUUGUGUGAUAUUUACAUCAUUACGUGGUGAACUCUUCCUAAAUAUCCUAAAUAUUUUAUUCUCCUUCAGUUUUUGAAACAGAAAACAUGCGUGAACGUGUUUCAAGAUAAACAUAGAGGAUAAAGUGAUUGAUUUGCUGUCACCUUCCCUUGUAAUGUAUCCGACAAUUUAAAAAAUUGUUUUCAGAGAUAUACCACAUACAUUUACCGGUUCAUUAAAAAAAUCAAAAUGUUGCAGUAGUUGCUAAGAGAUAGAAAAAUAUGUUCACACAUCCAUGUGCAAUGAAAUAUUUCAUCGACGAAAUAAUUUUUUCUUUUAUAAAAUGUUGCAACUCCUUAAAAAGAUCUUUAACCUUUCAAACAGCUGCUAGAGAAUAAGUUGUGUGAAAACUGCUUAUAUAAAUAUUCAGUUGAAUUAUUUAAGCUUAUCUGUAAAUAUGGCUGCUAUUGCUGUCUUUCCCUUUUGUGAAAUGCUAUGUAUACUCUUAGUUGACAUCAUGAACACCAUGUCAUGGCGUCUUCAUCGUCUGACCAAAAUCAGUAUUAUACAUGUAAAGGAGAAGUGUUGCACUUUCAUGGUUUGACAAUGUAAAAUUAAAAAGUAUCGUACUGA
Molecule: messenger RNA, 7462 nt
Organism: Pomacea canaliculata
Lineage: Eukaryota; Metazoa; Mollusca; Gastropoda; Architaenioglossa; Ampullariidae
Exons: 10
Coding region: 960-3716 (918 amino acids)
Source: RefSeq, a predicted model, not a curated record